AUGUAUAAUUGGUCUACUGGAUUGUGUGAAACCGUCAGAAAUUCACCGGUAGAUGAUGUUUGUUGGAGGUUUUUGAUGUAAAUGCGUGUUUAUAUAUUCUAUUUGAUUAUUGCUCGUUAAAGAAGACUUAAUUUUUUAUUAAGAUGCCGCGGAGUCGCGAUUUUAUUGAUGCGCAUUGGUUCUACAGCAGCGAUGAAGAUUCUGAAAGGUAUAUCGAAAAUGUUGAUAAUGAUAAAUGAUCGUAGAAGCACGGAAUCAGCCGACGGAAAUUUUGAGCCGCCACAUGAACCAGAAUCAACGGAAGAUUACCGCGGGCCGAGCAAUUCAAUAAGUUGCUUUCAAAUGUCAACGUUGGUUGUUUUUUGCUCACUGUUCAAUUGUUCUUUUUUAUAUGUGCCAAACUUUUUGCCCCUUUAUCUAAGUAGUUUUAACUGUUUCCGUGUCGGAAGUCCCAACAUUUUUUAUUGAAAGUUGCCCAACCAUUUGCCUUGACACAACGCGUUUUUCUUCUAUUUUUUCGCAAGUAGCGCUUAUAUCAAUAUGCUUUAGGCGUAUCUUUAUUGUCUUGAAGAGCUUCUAUUAGAUUGAUCAAUACGGUUUCCGUUGGCAGUGAUUUAGACGUGUCAAAUAUUUAUACGGGUCUUUUACGGCCAAAAGUUUUUUUGCUUCCUCGAAUAUCCUGUUACGUAUACAUAUCUUCAGUUUUUUGCUCGUUGUUUUGUUACUUAUGUCUAUCUGUUUCCAUUGAUGAUCCUGAUUGCUUUUUAAUGUUUUCAAUUCCUUUCAAUAAAUUUGGAAACAGUUUCAAACGCAAUGAGAUGAGUUUACUGCGGAUGUGUUAACGAUUCGCAUUCAAUAAGGGUUUCUCUAUUUCCUCCUGGAGCUAUUUCAGAAAUUUUUCCGUGCCCCCCUCUAAAGGGACCCCUAAAAAAAUUCGUAGGGGUCCCUAUAGGGUUUCAUUUAGGGGCCCCUAUAGGGCCCCCUCCAAGGGGCCCUAAUUUACCCCCUAUAGGGCCCCCUAAAACUUAUCCCAGUAAUUUUACACCGCACUGCAGAAAACCAACAGAAGCUGUUCGAUUGAUCGAUUGUACAUAUUCCUUUUAGAGAUAUUUUUCAACGACAACUAGAUACUUUAUAAAAAGCGGUAAGGACGAACUUUUAUCCACUUUAAUUUCACUCGGUUUAGAAACAGUGAAGAGCAUCUCGUUACACCAGAGAAGUUUAAUUAUAUCCAAACGAGCUUAUGAUCAUCUCAAGGCAACGACGAAUGAGUCAUUAGGCGUCUCAUGUCUCCAGCAUGAGUUGUUACCCAUAACCAGACUCCUUCUUAGAUUAGCAACGGUCCCCCUACUUGUGAGUUAUGUUUGUAGAAUAAUAUAUUAUAAUAUAAAGUCUCCGGUAGAGUUUAUGUUUCCAUGGUACAACUCCAUUUUUUUGGAUCUCCAAAAGUCGUAGAGAAACAUAUCACUUUCUGGAUGUGACAAACUGCAGGAAGGACCGCCCUUGGCCGAAUGGGGCCUCUCCUGGGAGUUCCAACCGCCACAAGAUGUUGUCAUCAUUCAAAAACAUCAAAAUUCCCGCUUCCAGACUUGUUUCCAUCCAGCUUUUCACUCUCUCCUUCUGGAGCUUCUUCAUCAUAGUCGUGAUUUUUUAAUAAGAAAAAAAUGAAUGGUAGAAAAAAAUUAUGGAAAGAGUGUUACAGUAUGAAAAGUUUUCUUCUUUUUAAAUUAUGACAUUGAAAUUUUAGAAAAAAAAAAGUUCUUUUGUACUUUUGAGCUAAUCGAUAGCCUGCCGGAAUUUUUUUUCCUUGUUUGAACCAUUGUUUUUAAAUUUUAGGAAAAAAAGGAUUAUUUUUUUUAGACUAAAGAAGCAGGAUCAGUGCACAUUUCGUCCAAAAGACCAUUCAUGGUCUUUUGGACGAAAAACACUUGAGAAAACUUUGGCUUGGAUUUGGUAACAGUUAAGCAUUUUUAAUUCGAAAAUUUCAGAAGGGAUGUUGCUAAUUAUCAUCUUAGGAUCACAAUUUAACUUUUAAACAAAGCUGUUUGUAAAAGAUUUCGCUACUGUGUACUAAAUUAAACGGAUGCCAAAUUUAUGCGACUUCGUGUGUCAGAGGGCAGCUUUAAAUGCGGGAACAAUAGAAAAACGACGGCCAAAAAGAGUUGCAAUGAAUCACUUCCAGGCGAUCGCCAUGCAUUACGUCUAGCAUCUUCCCGAAAAACUUCCCGUCUCAAGUCCAAAACAAACGACGACCAACAUGUGGUCCUUCCUUCUGCGCGUCUUUGUUUUUCUGGUGAGAUUUGUUUUUCUUGAAUAUUGUCGGAUAGUCAUGAUUGCAGUUGGAGUGCUGGCAACUGAGCGGCGAGUACUCAGAGUUGAUGCGAAGCGAAUUGGGCGUUUUCGUCGAGCCGCUGCGCAUCGUCUACGAAAACGCGACGCAUCCGCCGUUGUACAACAUUCGCUGCCGUCUUUCUCUUCACAAGUCAGAUUGGGACCGGUACCUUACGCUUCUGUACUUUCGUGUUCCUUUGUUGCAAUACGAAACUUCGAAAAAGGCAGUCUCGGUGUUCCUCAAAAUAUGGAGCCACAUGUACAUCUCGAUUCGCUCAUCCAUCGACAAAAAAAAAUUGAGAUCUUGGACUUUCAAGUUAGAGCGAAUGUUUUAGGUAUCUACAUAAAUAAAUUUUUAUUCAGUAAGAGCAUUCCAAAAAAAGGAAUCAACUAUUUUUUUUUUUCGCAUGAAACUUUGUUUUCCAUCCUCUUCCUGAAAUUUCUCUGAACUAUUGAAAAAAUUUUUUUCGUAUAGUAAAUGUUUCCCGACUUGAAAGGCGAGGGAGGCGGGGCAGAAUGCGGGACGCGUAGCGUGUGCGUUCGCGGUUCUUGCCACGUGUCCAAUUCAACCGCCAUCUACUCUUUGAAAAGCCCGUUUUUCGCUUUUUUUUUUCAUUACUUUUUCAAUUAUUUAGUGAUUAUGUUCAUGUGUGCAUCAAAAAAUAGUAGAAAACAUUGAAAAAGAGCGGUUGCCGAGCUUUUCAAAUAGUCGGCGACAAUUGAAUUGAACUCGUGCCGAGAACCGCGAACGCACACGCUACGCGUCCCGCCCCUUGCCCCGCCUCCUUCGCCUUUCAAGUCGGGAAACAUUGACUAUAUUAUCCUAUGAAUUUUCGAAAAAAAUUUAACAAGCUUCUGCUAACUUCGUAUCGCUUUUUGUGGCCGCUAAACUGCAAACUUUCCAGUUCAAAAUUAUUCAAACUAUCCACCUUAUUUCUGGGCUUUUUGUUUUCUAUUUUGCAAAUUUUCCAGAGACUCCUGUUCAAAUCCACAACUUCGACUCAAUGACACAGUUUCAUGGUCUACACGAGUUUGCUAUAAAUGGGUCUGCGAUACAAGUUUUUUUUUUGCUUUUCUUCGGAUCAGUUGUCAUUUUCUUUCAGCACAAUACGCUAUGCGAGUCGAAAGUUGUUGGAUAGGCACAAAAAAGAAUCCAGUAUUUUUGAUACGAAACGAUGGGUUUGUUCACGUUUUUUGGAAGCUUAAUAGAAUCUUAGAAAGUUCAAUCUUCUUGAAAUUCUUCUCUUUUUUUUCAAGAAUUGAAAGGACGAUGAAAGAUCGAAAAAUCAUUUUUAUGACAAGAAACAAACGAAGAGAGAGUUGUAUUCUUGAUUUGAAAAUUUACUGAUUUUUACGUGAAAUCAGAGCUUUUUUUUACCUAUAGCUACUCCCGAUCAAAAUCAACUUUCCUCCUCUUUUAGAAAAUAAUAUUUUCUUUUGCAUGCUCUAAAAGAGGUAACCGCGACGAGUUGAGCCAAUCUUAGCGGCAAUUUUGAAUGUUUCAAAUCAUAAAAGAUUGAAUACGAGUCUGAAAGUAAUUUAGUAGAAAAAACACAUUUUUCUUGGAAUCUGACUCGAAAUUUCAACUUCAUUCAGAUGCACGAUUGAGCGAGCGAUUCUGACAUCUCCAGUGUAUUCGUCUUUCACAAGGGCGGCAGCAAUUGGAUGGCUCUCCGUUCGAGAAAAAGGUUUCUUUUUCUUGAAGUUAUUUUUAAUCAUGGAAAGUCAUUAUUUACAGGAAUGCGAUACGUUUCAGUUGGUUGCACGAUUCGUCUAUGUCAUCUAUGCGAUCCAGACUGUCAAGAUUUAACAGUAAGCAUUUCAAGAAUGUGUGGAAUUGGGACUCUAUCCAAAGGUUUAGCGCAACAGGUAGGUUGUUUAGUUCUCUGUUGAUCGAAAAUGGGUAUCGUAGCGAAUACCGUACUACAUGUCUUUGCGAUUUUUCGUGCCGUUUUCAAAGUAAUUUCUGCGAAGUUCGAUUUCUUCUCUGACUCUCCAAAAUUUAGUUAUCUUUUUCUUUCUCUGACGGCUAUUUGAAUCUCACGGAAUCACUUUUAAAAACAGCAUUGACUUCAGGAUAUUCUAAAAAACUAUAACAGCCAGCUGAAAAGAGAUAAAUGUGUUUUCAAUUUUAAACGUUUCCUGGAUAGUAAUGUCACUUUUUGCCGUAUUAUAGAUGAAAUGAACCAAUCAGAGUAGUUUUUCUUCAAGUAAGACAUAAUCAACGCUAUUCGUCUUGAAUUUCUGAAAACUGUCCAUAUCUAGCCCCCAACAACGUGUCGGGACGGCCGAGAGGCAGACUACGUGCAGAUGUGGAACACGUCGAGCCGCGUCAAAAACCUCUGUUUUCCGGAGCCGCCGACGACGUCGCCACCGCCGCUCAGCGACGCCGCUUCGUUUGUUUGUACAUCUCUUCUCUCGUUGUUUUGUCUUAUCAUCUUCUUAUUGUGA
Messenger RNA from Caenorhabditis auriculariae, 4782 nucleotides. The record is from the annotation of a GenBank genome assembly. NCBI's taxonomy places the organism in Eukaryota, Metazoa, Nematoda, Chromadorea, Rhabditida, Rhabditidae.